This is a messenger RNA of Plasmodium knowlesi strain H, 1641 nucleotides long. RefSeq names its product ES2 protein, putative. Gene Ontology annotation, cellular component: catalytic step 2 spliceosome. The coding region runs from base 1 to 1641 and encodes 546 amino acids. The record is from RefSeq and is a predicted model, not a curated record. The transcript has a single exon. NCBI's taxonomy places the organism in Eukaryota, Apicomplexa, Aconoidasida, Haemosporida, Plasmodiidae.
AUGGACUCCCCAAGGAAACCCCCCCCCCAGGGAGGGGAACACCCCGCAGAGCAAGAAAAUAAAAUUCUACCGAUGGACGAAAAUGAAUACAAAAUUGUAAGUCAAAGGAAGAAGAAGAAAAAAAAAAAAAAAAAAAGCGAUGACGAGCAGGCCAUCCAAAAGUAUGAAGAAGAAAAAAUCGCUAUAUUUGAGAACAACGAAAUUGUUGAAUAUGAAGCGAGAAAUUUCAGGACAGGUAACAACAAUCACAUUGUAUUGUUGGAGGAGGAUUAUUUAAAUGUGUUGGAGUUUUUAAUUGAAAAAAAGUUUUUUCCCGACUUAUAUAAAUAUAAAAAUGAUGGAGACAUUUCGGAGAAGUUUCAAAAGAAUGUCCAUGAUUUUACUCCAAGUGGGAAAAGUACCAUGAUGAAUUAUGAAGGAUACUCACCUGAGGAAGGCAGAUAUAUGGAUCUAAAUCAAGGGGGGAGAAGAAGUCGUACCCAAAUGGGUAGUGGUAGAUUCCCCAGUGGUGAUUUCGAUAGAGGUUAUUAUUCCAACCAGGAGGAAGAUAAUCCUCUUGAAAUGUUAUACCCAACGGAUAACAUCAGCGAGAGGAAUGUAGACCGAUCCGAGGAUGGAUGGAAUGAUCAGGCACUGUGUGUGCAAGAAAAAAAGUACAAAUUAGUAACCCUGGCGAACGGAAAAAAACACAAAAUUAACCUGAACAUGAAUUUGAGGGAAUUCCAAAGGAAGUACACCUCGGAGGAUAACAAAUCAUUUGAAUACCUUCUAAGGAGCAUGAAAAAUAAAAAUGUUGAUAAGAACAUGUACUCGCUGAUGAAGAGGAAAGAACACAAUAAAAAAGUAGACUAUAUAGAGGAGUGUACAAGGAAAGGAAUAAAUUGCUAUCAAGUGAAUACCAAUAAAUCGGAAAAUGAAUUAAGCAGUAUGAUGUUCUCCUCCAAUUUAAAAGUUAGCUUAAUGGAUAGCGCAGCAGAAAGUAAGGUACAGAUAUGUCAUGACAAUACAAGAUUUUCACAGGAAUAUAAUGAGGACAUGAAGAGACAGAUAAAGCAAUGUGCUCAAAAUAGGCAAUUGAAAAUGAUGGAAAAAAUGAAAGAAGAGAAAGAGGAACAGAUGGUCCAAGAGGGAAAGUUCAAUUUACUCCCAGGGAAUAACACCUAUGAGUAUAUAAGUACUCCAGUUAUACUGGCGGGGAAGGGUGUUGAUAAGAAUCCAAUAAUAACAUGGGGGAUAAUCGCUAGCAGCCCGAAGUUGGUGGAAAGUGACGAUGACUACAAUAUGGAUAGCAGCAGUGAUGAGGAAUCCGAUAAUGUACGUCAUAGCAUCCGGGGGAGAAGAGACAUCGGACAGGAAAAGGACGAGACCGAUUUCAAUCCCAUGGAGGAAUUCAGUCUACAACAAAUUAACGAACGUGAACGAAUUGCGGAAAAGCUGCAAAAUAAUAUGAAAGACAUUAAAUAUAACAAAGAAGCAUUAAAGAGAAAAAACCUGAGCUUGUUGAUACAUCGAAAUUGUAGCUCCCGCAUGUCAACCACAUCGUAUAGGAAUUCAGUUUUGUCCAACUACAGCCGGAAGAGACUCAGCGAAUUGGCCAUGAAAUCGUCCCUGGCGUCGAAAAUUUUGAAAAAGAAGAGGUGA